Spodoptera exigua (beet armyworm) is the source of this 872-nucleotide messenger RNA. The record is from the annotation of a GenBank genome assembly. Lineage: Eukaryota; Metazoa; Arthropoda; Insecta; Lepidoptera; Noctuidae.
AUGUAUACACGGGGCGCCUUGUUGGUUCUAGUUUUGUUCCUAUUAAAUAUAAUAGUCGAAAUUGACACAGCUAGACCUUGGGGUAAUAAACAACAGUUUCCUCCGCAUUUAAUACCAGAUAAUGCGCUUCAUCCUAGAAGGUCGGUGGUGCGAAGAAAAAUAGUUCUUUAUCAUAAUUUCUUUCGCACAAAAGUACGGCCCCGUGCCGCUAAUAUGCUACUAAUGACGUGGCACGCAGGCGCGGCUCGACAAGCUCAGGCUUACGCGGAAAAAUGCCAGUUCUUAAAGCACAAUGAUGUCAGGGAAAACCAGGUGCCACAUCUAGGCACUUGUGGCCAGAAUCUGUUCGUAGCAGCACAGAAAACUCCGUGGUUCUUCGCAAUUAAGACAUGGUACCUGGAAUACCAGAACUUCACCUAUGGCAAUCCUGUUUACAACCUGAAGACCAUCGGGCAUUACACACAAAUGGUGUGGGCUACUAGUCAUAAAGUUGGAUGCGGUGUGGCCCAUUGCAGAGGAGGGCCAUGGGGACAUUUCUAUAAUUACGUGUGUCAUUACUGUCCAGGUGGCAACUACCACAGCAUAACGCAGUAUCCAUACAAAAUUGGGGAGCCGUGUGGAGAUUGUCCCAACCACUGCUUAUCAGGAUCCUUAUGUACAAACGCAUGCCACAAGAUGGAUUACUAUUCUAACUGUCCAGAACUGGUGUCCAUCACGAAGGAAGUAUGUGAACGUGGGCUUUGCAAUGCCACGUGCAACUGCGCUGAGGAAAAAAUACACAGAAAUUAUCCUUGGAGAUAAAAACCUCUUUUUUAAUGCCAUAAAGCUAUAACGCUAUCCGUUCAAGGUCAUAAUAGGCACGCACAGAUACA